AUGGCAACGCAAGAUGAUUUCGGAGCAGGUAAAUUUAAUGCCUCAGUUGCUGUCUACUGUGGGAGCGCUCCCAAAUUCAAACCCAGAUACACAGCUCUGCGAGGUGGAAGCAUUGAUUCGAACUUGCAGCUUUGUGGCAGCAGCUGGAUCACUGAAGAAGGAGGUGAGGCCAUCUCUCCCCUGGAUGGCUGGGUCAGCAAGGCCAGUGUGCAUGACCUCAGCGCUGGGGAUGGAGGUGAUCUCUCCCACCUUUCUCAACAAGCCUUGACCCAGGGGGAGAUGAGCAGUGCUGCCCUGGAAACCAUUCAGACCAAGGACAAGCCGAAGACAAGGAGGAUGUCUGAGGGUCUGUUAACCUUACAGAGAGGCCUGACUGACUGUACUGACCCUAAGGGGGUUACCCUGAAGCCAGUAGUUUCCCUGUCAGCCUCACAGAGGCUCCUGGUAACCUCUGAGACCAUGCCUCUUAUCCAGAACAGCCUUCCUUCCUCAGAGCCCAGCAGGAUGAGCAACGGAGAGCAGGAGCAUGGGGAAAAUGGCACAGGCUGUGAUGACAAUGAUGAGAAUAACAAGGAGCUGAUGUCAGAGGGAAAAGGAUGUAAAGAUUCCCUGCUGCCCUCGUAUUGUAGUGGUGGGGAUGGGAAGAUGUCGCUGGGAGUGUCUUUGAUUCCCCCUAUCCCCAAGUCAGCGAGACCAUCUGAUGGGGCUCCUGGUAGCACUGCAGUGCCUCUCCCAGGCUCUCAGCACCAAGAGGCCCUGGAGAUGAGGCCAAGAUCAGGCAGCAGAAGUGAAGGGAAGACCCUUGAAUCUCUAGAGCUCCAGACUCUGGAACCCGUCUUGCCUGUUCUCCAGCAUUGUGGUUUUGGUGGCGUGAAGUCUGCUGGACACUUGUGUGAACCUGUGCCCCUGUUAACAGGCCUCCCUCUCAGCCAGGCCAAGGAGACGGAUCAUCUCGUCAGCCCUCACCUUCUGAGUGACGACGACUUGAAGGACAGCAGUGGAAGGAUCCAUGUUACCUUGUCCAAGUCAGCUCAGAAGAAAAUACACCAGAAGCGAAUGAGAGAGAUGGAGCUUUUGCAGAGAGAGAGAGAAAGAGAAAAGGAAAAGUCCUUGCAGCUCUCUAUGCAGAUUGUUGGCCCUGGGGAUGCAGCUGAAAAAAGCUUUGGCCUACCGCCUAUCAUUUGGCCCAGCACAAGCAAUGCAUGCAGAGAGCAGGCUGGUACUGCCUUGAGGAAGCAGGUCAACAGGCACUCACUGCCCAGCAUCCCUGUCAUCAGCCAGAGUGGUAGCUUUCCACGCAACUCCUCAGCAAACUCGCUGCCGGCCAUUGCUCUGGACUUCCUGGAGUGGGGAGAGGAGCCAGAGUGUGCCCAGGAAGCUAGACCCUUCCCUUACCCACAGCAGGAGUUGCUCAACGCACUCACAUGGCUCAGCAGUGAUGACUGGGAGCAGAAGGCAAAGGGACUCUUCAGUGUCAGAUGUCUGGCUAUCUGCCACUCAGAAGUCCUUCUUUGUAGACUUCAAGAUGUUUCCUUGGCAGUUACCAAAGAGGUGAACAACCUCCGCUCAAAGGUGUCUCGCUUUGCAAUCAGCAUUCUUGGAGAGCUCUUCAGGACCAUGAAGAAGCACAUGGACCACGAGGUGGAUGAGGUUGCUCGGGUCUUGCUCCAGAAGACAGGGGACACCAGCGAGUUCAUUCAGAAAGCAGCUAAUCGAUCCCUGGGGAUCAUGGUGGGGACUGUGACUCCUGCACGAGCAAUGACUGCUCUUAUAGCUAGUGGAGUCAAGCACCGCAAUGUCCUGGUGCGGAAGUGUGCGGCUGAACACUUGCUGACUGUGAUGGAGCAAAUUGGAGCUGAGAAGCUCCUGUCGGGAACAAGUUACAGCACCGAGCUGCUAGUGAGCACGCUCGUGAAGCUUGCUCAGGACUGUCAUCAGGAUACAAGGUGUUAUGGACGGAAAAUGCUGAAUAUACUGAUGAGUCAUCAAAAAUUUAAUAGCUAUUUGAAAUGGUCUGUCCCCUCACGUGACUUGCAAGAUGUUAUGGCAAGAAUUAAGCAGAAAGGGACAGAAGACCAUAAAUAUGAACUUCCACCUGUCAAGGACCCCAGGAGGCCUAGGAACAGUGGCUUGGUGAUGCCCCAGGACAACUUGCCUUCUGAUGGAGGGUCUGGCUCUGACCUACUUGUCUUACCCCGUCAGACAGCCUGUCGCACGUCACUUCAGACUGUGGAAGAAACUGAACAGCUCAAUGAGCUUUACAAGCUCCUGUCAGCCAAGGAGUUUCAGACACGAGUGGAGGGAGUGGUGCUCCUCCUCAAUCACUGCAAAAGCAGCCCUCAGCUCAUCUCCUCUAACAUUGCCCAGAUUUUUGAUGUUUUUGUCCUGAGACUUCAGGAUUGCAACAAGAAAGUGAAACAGCAGGCGCUGGAGGCGCUGGCUUCAAUGACGCCCAUGCUCAGAGAUGCCUUACACCCAGUGCUGAUCUCUCUGGUAGCAGCAGUCACUGACAACCUGAACUCAAAGCACUUGGGGAUUUAUGCUGCAGCUGUGAAAGUGCUGGAAGCAUCCAUUGCUCACCUCGAUAACCCAUUGCUGCUGCAAGCCUUUGCCCACCGAGUGCGUUUCCUCAGUGGCCAAGCUCUGCUGGAUGUCACAGAACACCUCUCAGUACUUGUGGCGUCUGUUCAUCCCCGGAAACCCCAAGCUGUCAAGCGCUACGCCCUGCCCGCGCUCUGGUUCUUCCUGGGAAAUGCGGUCCUGCCUGUCCGAAGUGGCAAAGUCAGGCCUGUGGUUGCCAAGUUUGCAAAGAGCCUCUAUCAAGUGAUGGGCUCCGGGCUGAAGGAGCAUGCUGCCAAGCAGCCUCAGCAUGUGGCGAAAAACCUCUGCGACAUUUUGGACCUGAAUGUCGAGUGA
Molecule: messenger RNA, 2916 nt
Organism: Leptosomus discolor (cuckoo roller)
Lineage: Eukaryota; Metazoa; Chordata; Aves; Leptosomiformes; Leptosomidae
Source: RefSeq, a predicted model, not a curated record